This is a messenger RNA of Drepanopeziza brunnea f. sp. 'multigermtubi' MB_m1, 981 nucleotides long. RefSeq lists its product as uncharacterized. NCBI's taxonomy places the organism in Eukaryota, Fungi, Ascomycota, Leotiomycetes, Helotiales, Drepanopezizaceae. The record is from RefSeq and is a predicted model, not a curated record.
AUGCUGUCUCUAGUAUCACUUCUGCUAGCCGGGCAGGCCACAGCUGGCAUCCUGAACAUCGCACCCGGACUCGUCGGACGAAGGGAGGUGCCCGAGGAAGCCAUGCGUCGCUAUGUCGACACCAUCAUGUCCAGCCCACCAUUGUCCGAGUCCGCCGCCGUCACUCGUCGGCAAGCCGCGGCAACAGCGGCCGGGAUGAACGUGACCGCUUGGAACAUCGAGACACAAGCACUCUGUGCAGAUCAGCUCGAGUCCUUGAAGGGUGUAGCCACCAACCCAUCCGGUAUGGCCGUCUGCUACAACCUGCCUGCGCUCGACAACUCCACGGGCGUCUUCAUGGCCGACCUGCGACUGUACAUGGUUGCACAACCGACGGGGGACUUCACCGACAUCGCGAGCACGAAUGUGCAGGUGGGUCUGUCAUAUACUGGGGCGACGGUAUCUGCGCUUAAUCCUUCAACGAUGACGAGGAGGGACGAAGACGCGAAUAAUUUAAUUAGCGCGCCGAGGGAUGCGGUGAUUGGCAAGCGGAUGAUGAUCCCAGUGUUGGUACAGCAAUACGCUUUUGUCGGGCAGGUUAACAAGGAACUUCUGAUUGCCAAUAACGGAACCGUGAACCUCCAAAAGGUCCUCGUCCCGACCGUCUCGCUCACCGGCAAAACUGCAGCAGGCGCCACGGUCAAUACGUCCCUCUCUUCCUCGGAGGCGACCUUCGUCAACGGCGUCUUCUCCAAGGUCCUCUCGCCCACUACAUCGAAAGUCAUCCCGCCCAUCCAGACGCUCGUCGUCGCUUCCAAUCAGCCCUUCGUGGUCCCCGGUCUCACGAUCCUGAUUUUCCCCAUCGGGCUGAUAGUCACGGGCACGUGGACCGUGCUCUUCGUCGGAACCAUCGCGUACGGCACCGCGGGACGCAUACAGUGGCGGGACCAGUUCCGCCGGAGGUCGGUGUUGGCUAGUAAGGCGGAUGUGGCGAGGUUUUAG